Molecule: messenger RNA, 1065 nt
Organism: Agrilus planipennis (emerald ash borer)
Lineage: Eukaryota; Metazoa; Arthropoda; Insecta; Coleoptera; Buprestidae
Product: 15-hydroxyprostaglandin dehydrogenase [NAD(+)]-like
Exons: 5
Coding region: 87-881 (264 amino acids)
Cellular component (GO): cytoplasm
Molecular function (GO): oxidoreductase activity, acting on the CH-OH group of donors, NAD or NADP as acceptor
Source: RefSeq, a predicted model, not a curated record
GCAAUCGCGUGUAUUAUAUAGAUCGGUGUUGUUUGAGGGACUUCGCGGGUCAUUGAACGCGCUCAUACACCACAAUCUCUAAAACAAUGUCAGUUGUUAAAGGAAAAGUUGCACUUGUUACAGGAGGAGCUUCGGGGAUCGGUUUAGAGUUCGCAAGGGAGCUUUUGAAAAAUGGAUUGAAGGGAGUAGUUUUGGUCGACGUAAACCCCAUCCUUGGUCAGAAAGCAGUGACCGAAUUGAGAAAAGAAUUCGCUCCAGAAAAAGUCCUCUUCCAUCAAGCUGACGUCACAGAUAAAGAAUUAUUAGAAGGUGGAUUCAAGCUUGCUGUACAGCGUUUUAACCAUUUGGAUAUUGUCAUUAACAAUGCCGGAAUUUUGAACGACAAAAUCUGGGAGAAAGAAGUGGCAAUCAACAUUAAUAGUGUGGUUGUUGGAAGUCUGUUAGCAGUCGACGAGUACCUCCCCCAGUUCUGUGAUGGCGACGAAUCCUAUUUGGUUAAUAUUGCCUCCAUCGUGGGUCUUGAUCCCUUCAUUUGCGUUCCCAUAUAUUCAGGCACAAAGUCCUUUAUAAUCGGUUUUAGCCGAGCUCUUGGUGCAGAACCACACUAUCAACGGACGAAGGUCAAAGUAUUGACUAUAUGUCCUGGCGUCACAGACACUCCUCUCAUCAGUGAAAUGAGUGGAAGGAAUCUAGGUCCAGAUUACGAGGCUGUGCUGGCUGACGAAGUUAAACCACUCAAAACGCAACCGCCGGAAUAUGUUGCCAAAGGUCUGAUUGAUGUCCUGAACAAGGGUACAAGUGGUUCCGUCUGGUUGGUUGAAGGGAAGGAACCUGCUGUUGAAAUAGACUUUCCACACCGCGACCAAAGACACAAAAAGUGAUCAGCGACGUAUGCAACAACGUCUAGGUCAUAAUAAUAUUGUUCCCUGUUUAGUUAAGCGAAACCCUAAGAUAUUUUUGGGGUGAAAUAAGCAAAUAUUACUUCCCUAAUGUAAGAGUUUUUGUUGAUUUACAAAAAUAAGUAAUACGUAUAAUAAAUAAUUAGAAUAAAAUGUAUGCGUUUUA